ACUGUACUCACAUCAAGGACACUGUAUGGGAUACCAAUUUACUUACACAGUCUAUUGGCCACUUGUUAUUCCAGCACAAGCGUGUAUAUCCUUGGGGACUGCGGGUUCUGUAAGUUUCAAACAAGGAGUUUGUCUGGCCGAUCCAGCGAACUGCAGACAGCAGCUAGCGUCAGCCCAGUUCAGCUGAAUGUCCUGUGCUUUUUUUGUUUCGUUAGCGGGAGACAGGAGGGAGGUAUGAUCGCAGUUGAGCGCGGACCCUGCCAGCUGUGAAUAGCAUUCAAGCUUUAUCAACCCAGUCUUAUAGACUUUGAAACACAAUGCAACGGAUGACUUCUCUCUAACCUAACGUUCAGUUAAAGAGGGUCAUUAUGUAGUGAGAAUAAUGGCAGUUCGAUACGUUUCACUUAUCUACGAGAGGUGAUCAACAUUUUUUAUGUGAAUGGAUCUUUUUUUACGUUAAUCGCACAGAAUGUAACACCUGUGUUGCUAGUCUCGUGGACUUCUUCAGUGUUAUCAGUUAUUUUGCGUGUGAAUUGUUUAUCAUGAAGUUUAAAGGACAAAAUAAAUCGACAGGAUUAUACAAAUUGUGAUGUAUUGUUUUGUUAUCACCUUAUUAAGUAACUCGGAAUAAAAAGUACACAGUGAACACUUCAAAGGUAGAAGAGGUGGUAGGGGUAUCUACGUUUGAAUGUAUGAAUUUGGUAGCAGUGGAGGGGUCGUUUGUGAUUUUAUUUUCACCUUAGCUUCGUCACAGUCUAAACAUGAAAGCAAGUAAAUUUCUUGGAAACUAAAAUACUGGUUGCACUCUACUCCAUAACACCGUGUUCAGUGUUUGUGUAUUGCUAUACUUCAUGUAGGCGUUCUUUCGCUGUGUUUUGUGUCCCGUGUGACAAUUAGGCCUAGGCAAGAAAAGCAAGCAGAAGAAAGUGAUCUUGUUAUCAGUGUCUUACCAGCAGCGCUGGAACGAUAUCAAGAUUUCAGAGCGCUGCGUCAGUAAGGAGGUGCGAGCAAGACAACCACCAGCAGCAGCAUGGGGUCCUUUUUCCGGAGCGAGAAGAUGUCCCUGUGUCAAUUAUUCAUCCAACCGGAAGCGGCAUAUUCGUCUGUCGCGGAGCUCGGAGAGGCUGGUAGCGUGCAGUUCAGAGAUUUGAAUGCAGACGUGAAUGCCUUUCAGCGCAAAUUUGUAAAUGAAGUACGGCGCUGUGAUGAGCUUGAACGGAAACUUCGUUACAUUGAAGCUGAAGUCAACAAGGAAAAUUUGCAUAUUCCUGAAAUUGAAGACCUACCUAACUCACCCAACCCAAGGGAGAUCGCGGAUCUCGAGACUGCUCUGGAGAAGACAGAAAAUGAGAUCUUGGAGCUGAGUCAAAAUGCUGUGAACCUCAAGUCAAAUUUUCUGGAGUUGACUGAACUGAAACAUGUCCUAGAGAAAACAGAAUCGUUCUUCAAUGAACAGGAAGGGAUCGGUGGUACGGACUCACUGACACGUGCACUCAUCAGCGAGGACUCAGCGGCACAGACCACUCACAUCCGUGGACGUCUAGGGUUUGUGGCAGGUGUUGUACCAAGGGAGAGAGUGCCAGCAUUCGAACGCAUGCUGUGGAGGAUCUCUCGUGGCAAUGUGUUCCUCAGACAAGCUGAACUUGACCAGCCGCUGGAAGAUCCUUCUACGGGUAAUGAGAUCUUCAAGACUGUAUUUGUGACAUUCUUCCAAGGAGAACAGCUGAAAUCUCGCGUAAAGAAGGUGUGUGCUGGUUUCCAUGCAUCAUUGUACCCCUGUCCCAAUGUUGCUACUGAGAGAGAAGACAUGGUGAAGGGUGUUCGAACAAGACUUGAGGAUCUCAAUAUGGUUCUCAAUCAAACACAGGAUCAUCGUCAGCGUGUGCUGGUUAGUGUGGUCAAGGAGCUUCAGAACUGGAUGGUUAUGGUGCGUAAAAUGAAGGCCAUCUACCAUACACUGAAUAUGUUCAACGUGGAUGUCACCAAGAAGUGCCUCAUUGCAGAAUGCUGGGUUCCAGUCCAAGAUCUAGCUGGAGUAAGAAAGGCCCUUGAAGAUGGAGGGAGGGCUAGUGGCAGUUCAAUUCCCUCAUUCCUGAAUGUGAUCGAAACUUCAGAAGCACCACCUACGUUCAAUCGCACCAAUAAAUUUACACGGGGUUUCCAGAAUCUUAUUGAUUCAUAUGGUGUUUCCAGCUAUAGGGAGGUUAACCCAGCACUGUAUACAAUCAUCACAUUCCCAUUUCUAUUCGCCAUUAUGUUCGGUGAUGCUGGUCAUGGUCUCAUCCUGACAGCAUUUGGAAUGUACAUGGUCAUUGGCGAGAAGAAAUUAAUGAAGAAGAAGUCAAGUAGUGAGAUAUGGAACAUCUUUUUUUCUGGCCGUUACAUCAUCCUGUUAAUGGGGCUCUUCUCAGUUUACACUGGAAUUAUUUACAAUGAUAUAUUCUCCAGAUCAGUCAAUAUCUUUGGCUCCAGUUGGAAAAUAGAUGGCUAUACCAUUGAAGACAUAAAGGAAAAUGUAGAAUUGACUCUGAGCCCAUAUACCAACUUUGCCAAAUUCAGAGCAUCUCCUUAUCCUCUGGGAUUGGAUCCUAUUUGGCAGUCAGCUACUAACAAGAUUAUCUUCUUAAAUUCAUACAAAAUGAAGCUGUCCAUCAUAUUUGGUGUGAUCCACAUGAUAUUUGGAGUGUGCCUUAGCGUUGUUAAUCACAUACAUUUCCGAAAAUCAAUAUACAUUAUUCUGGAAUUUGUGCCACAAAUAUUGUUCUUGCUUCUGCUAUUUGCUUACAUGGUUGCCAUGAUGUUCAUAAAAUGGGCAAUCUACUAUCCACAGGAAACUAUGGAUUGCAAUAAUAGCACAGUGUCAUGCUCUCAGGCCACCUUGGACAUCAUUAGGUAUGGGCCAUCGUGUGCUCCCUCCGUCCUCAUUCUGUUCAUCAACAUGAUGCUUUUCAAGAGUUCACCUCCUACAGGUGAAGGCUGUCAAGAAUUUAUGUUUGAUGGUCAAGAUCUAAUACAAUAUGUAUUUGUUGUUGUUGCCUUGUUGUGCAUUCCCGUACUCCUACUAGGCAAGCCUAUAUAUCUUCUCUGUUGUGGGCACAGCAAAAAGUCUGAACACAUAUCGGAAAAUGGUGAUGUUAACCAAGGGCUGGAACUAACCCCGGAAACAUUUGAAGCCCCAAGUUCCUCACCUGCUCACACAGAACAUAACGAAGGGGACCAUCAAAUGGGAGAAAUUUUUAUUCAUCAAGCAAUUCACACCAUUGAAUAUAUACUGAGCACAAUAUCACACACAGCUUCUUACUUGCGACUUUGGGCUCUUUCAUUAGCACAUGCACAGUUGUCAGAAGUGUUGUGGACAAUGGUCCUGAGCAAUGGACUUAGCGGGUCUGCAGAGGGUAAUGCUGGAUCAUAUGUGGCAGGCGGUAUUAUUCUGUAUGUUGUGUUUGCUGCCUGGGCAGUGCUUACGUUGGCUAUCCUAGUCAUGAUGGAGGGAUUGUCUGCUUUCCUUCACACACUUCGACUGCACUGGGUGGAGUUCAUGAGCAAGUUUUAUGAAGGAGCAGGCUAUGUCUUCCAACCAUUUUCAUUCAAGAUGAUUCUUGAGAGCGAAGAUUUGGAGGAGGAAUAGAUGAACUUGUGGAAUUUCUCUACCUGCCCAGUCUAUGGUCAGAGGCUACCAGAUGCAUGAGAGUUGGGCCUCAAGAAUUGAGUGUAGCAGGUUUAAAUUUUGUGUAAUGAGUAUGCAGAGCUGAUACUCAUUUCCAUUGUUCUAUAAAAUAGUUGUACAUGUAACAUGAUCUUUGUUUCAUUACAGUUUGGUUUUAUGCUAUUGUU
This is a messenger RNA of Cryptotermes secundus, 3834 nucleotides long. It is a transcript of the gene Vha100-2, whose product is annotated as V-type proton ATPase 116 kDa subunit a. Gene Ontology annotation, molecular function: ATPase binding; proton-transporting ATPase activity, rotational mechanism. The transcript has 16 exons. Gene Ontology annotation, biological process: vacuolar acidification; proton transmembrane transport. Lineage: Eukaryota; Metazoa; Arthropoda; Insecta; Blattodea; Kalotermitidae. The record is from RefSeq and is a predicted model, not a curated record. Gene Ontology annotation, cellular component: vacuolar proton-transporting V-type ATPase, V0 domain; plasma membrane; vacuolar proton-transporting V-type ATPase complex. The coding region runs from base 1031 to 3628 and encodes 865 amino acids.